Trichoplusia ni (cabbage looper) is the source of this 835-nucleotide messenger RNA. RefSeq names its product predicted GPI-anchored protein 58. The coding region runs from base 44 to 562 and encodes 172 amino acids. The transcript has 2 exons. NCBI's taxonomy places the organism in Eukaryota, Metazoa, Arthropoda, Insecta, Lepidoptera, Noctuidae. The record is from RefSeq and is a predicted model, not a curated record.
CAUUGUUCGUUCUGAAAACAAGUAAAAAAAAACCUAAACCACUAUGAAAACCUUUGUGGCUCUGUUCGCUCUCGUGGCUGUGGCCACCGCCGGCCCUCUGCCCCUCGUGCAGAUCAUCGUGAACGUGGAUGCUCCCGCCAAGCCUGAGGAUGUUCUCCCCGCACCCGUUGUCCCCCAACCCGAACCCAUCGUUCUUCCCACCCCCGUUGUUAUCCCCUCCCCCACUGAACCUGAGGUAGUCCCUGGCCCUGCCCCCGUGGUGCUCCCAGCUCCCAUUCUCCCCGAGGUAGUCCCUGCCCCCGUGGUUCUCCCCGCUCCCGCUCUUCCUGAGGUGGUCCCCGCCCCCGUGGUUCUCCCUUCGCCAGCUCUCCCUGAGGUGAACCCUGCCCCCGUGGUUCUACCCGCUCCCGCUCUCCCUGAGGUGGUCCCUGCCCCCGUGGUGCUCCCCUCUCCUGCUCAGCCUGAGGUAGUCCCAGCUCCUGAACCGGUGGUUCUCCCCUCACCUGCUCAGCCUGAGGUAAUCCCAGCCCCCGCUGUCGUUCUCCCCGAUGAGCUCAACUAAACGAACAAUGAAGAACUCGUCUGCUGACUUGCGACCACCAGCACCAAAGCCGAAAUGUCGGCGAUGAAGACACAAUAUAAUUCGUGUUCAGGCAGACAAAAAAUGUGGCGUUACACCACUAGUCACCUAUUUACAGUGUAAAAUUGUAUCUUAUGGAGUUUCUUGCCGGUUCUUCUCCAUAAGAAUGAAAUUUUUGAACCGCGCAAUUAGUCAUCAAGUUUCUUAAAUACCUGUUUUAGGUUUACAAGAAAUAAAAAUAUUUUAUAAGAAAAA